CUCUCCUCCUCAUCCUCCUCCUCCUCCUCCUCCUCCUCAUCAUCACCAUCAUCAUCAUCUCUCUCAACAUCUCUUUAAUCCCCAAACAAUCAAUCCAGACCCAUCUCCAAAAAUCAUUCCAAGAAAAAAAAGAAAAGAAAAAGAGAGGGAGAGAGAGAGAGAGAGAGAGAGAGAGAGAGAGAGAGAGAGAGAGAGAGAGAGAGAUGUGAAUUAAUCAAAAAUGGUGUACAGCAGCAGCAGCAGCAACUACAGUACAGCGACAUACUACUACUACUCCUCGUUCCAGGACACCAUCACCUCCCUGUGCAAGUCCAUCCUGCCCUUCGGCUUCAAGAACCGCCGCCUGACUGCCGACCAGAGGCUGGCCAAGCGGCACUCGGACAGCCUCAAGUGGCAGCAGGAGUCCUUCCACAGGAUCCUCAACCUGAUCGGGCUGCAGAGGGAAGGGAUCGCCGCCGAGGCCGAGGUCGCCGCCUUCCGUGCGCAGCUUCUCGAGACGCUGAUCGUCGCGCCGCCCAAGGACCAGGAGCCGGAGCCGGAGCCGGCAGGCGUCAUCAGAGAUAAGCUCUUGUUCUUGCAGGAAUUGCUCUAUGCAAAAUGCAUCUCAGCUGAGGACUACCACUCCUCGAAAAGGCCUCUUCUUCAACGGCUCGCGGUGCAAGGGGUUGAGAUCGACUGCAGAGACGUGAUCGUCGGAGCCCCGACCGCAAACUCCGACGAGGAGUGGACAGACAUAGACCUCAAAGACAAAGAAGAGCCAUCCGUCGCGGCCAACAAGAGCAAGCAUCGAACUCCGCCGAUAAAAGCCUUUUUCACUAAGGUGAAUGCAACAACAACAACAAAAGGCAAAGGAAACAAGGACACCGCGGAUUCGACGAGAGGAGGAGAUCACAAUCUAAUGCACAAGGGCACAAUCUUGAUGCCCGAGAGCUCACCUUUAGUGCCCGUCAAGCCCGAGAAGGGGAAAAGGAAGCCCUUUGGCACUCUAUUUAGGAAGGAACAACAAGAAGAUGGCAAUGAAAACAAGAACCCGAAUCUCGAACCCGAGGAGAAAGGGGGGACCGCAAAGUCGUCGAAGAAGCCGUGGGGAUUGGAAGGGUUCAAGAAAUGGAAGAAGAAUAGCAAUGUGGACGAGUCGACGGUUCCUUACUUGCCUUCCAGAGAGCGAUCGGAUGCGUUCACAUGUGAGCUUGUCGCGAGCCCUCUCGGCGAAGGCCCCGACACGAAGAGGCUAAAGAAGAAGAUACAUUCGGAUGGCUCGAAUUCCGACUUUUUCAUCGAUAAGGUUUUGGGGGAUAACAUCAAGAAAGAGCUCUCGCGGAUCCAAUCGGAGCUCUCGGCGACGAAUCCGAACCUCAACUUCUCGGAUGAGCAAAUCGAGGCAAUAUCGACCAAACUUCCGACCGACAAAUCCGACCUCGGCGGUUUCUUCCCGAAGGCAUGGUGUGACAGGUAUGGAGAGAUAGUGCUCGAUGUCGUGAAGAAGGAAUUCAAAGAGCAUGUAGGGGAGAUGGAGAGCUUGAGAAACACCGCCGCGAAGGAGAAACGAAAUGGCGUCGCGGAGAAUUGGGUGGCUUUCGAAGACAAUGAGGAGAAUUUCCACCCAAAUCUCUUCUCACAAAGCCAACCAUUAUUGAACAGGAGAUUGGUAAAUGAUGAUAAUAAUAAUAAUAAUCCCUUUUAUGAUGGGUAGAAUCCUCUUUUAAAACUCUAUCUAAAGGGAUUAUUAACAUGGUCAAAUGAUUGAGUAUGAUUUGGGUCCUCAAUUUGGUGGAUUUUGAUUUGAUAUCUCUAUAGGGAGAUUCAGUACUAGCUUGUAUGUGGGUGGUAUAUACAUAUAUGUGUUUUGGUA
Messenger RNA from Ananas comosus (pineapple), 1852 nucleotides. RefSeq lists its product as uncharacterized. Bases 221 to 1693 code for a protein of 490 amino acids. NCBI's taxonomy places the organism in Eukaryota, Viridiplantae, Streptophyta, Magnoliopsida, Poales, Bromeliaceae. The record is from RefSeq and is a predicted model, not a curated record. The transcript is spliced from 5 exons.